AAAAGUGAAGCGUUGCGUGCGGUUGUCUCUCUCCACACUCCAUAAAACAAUUACAAGUACAUCAUUUUUCAUUCUCGUUCAGCAAGCAAACAUCGCUGACUCGUUUGUGGUGUUAGCAUCGUAAAUACAUAUUGUACAAGCCGUUUUUAGAUUUAAACCGAGCCACGCCCACUUGAAAAUGUUUGCGCUGCGCACGUUGCUGCUGCUGGCGGUGAGCGCCACCGUGGCGCUGGCCCAGCGUCGUCUGGCGCUGCCGGAUCCGCGCAGCUGCGCCAAUCGUGUGCGGCAUGCCACCUACCGGGACGCCAGAGGCGUCUCGCACUCAUACUUCUUCAGCUGGGAGCAUGCGCCGACGCGCAGCCUGGAGGUGGACUGGCUGGAUGCGCGCAACAUUUGCCGGCGGCACUGCAUGGAUGCCGUCUCGCUGGAGACGCCCCAGGAGAAUGACUUUGUGAAGCAGCGCAUCGCGCGUGGCAAUGUGCGUUACAUCUGGACGUCGGGCAGAAAGUGCAACUUUGCUGGCUGCGAUCGGCCCGAUCUGCAGCCACCCAAUGAGAACGGCUGGUUCUGGUCCGGCUCUGGCGGCAAGAUUGGACCCACAUCGCAGCGCAACACCGGCGACUGGUCGCAAACGGGCGGCUACAACCAACCGCAGCCGGAUAAUCGCGAGGCCGCCCAGGGCAACGACGAGAGCUGCCUUUCCAUUCUGAACAACUUCUACAACGAUGGCAUCAAGUGGCACGACGUCGCCUGCCAUCACAUCAAGCCCUUCGUUUGCGAGGAUUCCGAUGAGCUGCUCAAUUUUGUGCGCUCCCGAAAUCCCAAUGUGCGCUUGUAAAUCUAAAAUAAAACUUAAAAUAAGCUUAAAAAAUGAAAAACAGGAAACACAAGAAAUAUUUAUGUACCAUUAAACGGGGUAGCCUGAUUGGUUGUCUGAUUGACUGAUUGAUCAGAUGCUUGCCCAGCGCUUUUGGCCAAUUA
Drosophila montana is the source of this 981-nucleotide messenger RNA. RefSeq lists its product as uncharacterized. Lineage: Eukaryota; Metazoa; Arthropoda; Insecta; Diptera; Drosophilidae. The transcript is spliced from 2 exons. The record is from RefSeq and is a predicted model, not a curated record. The coding region runs from base 179 to 838 and encodes 219 amino acids.